Molecule: messenger RNA, 660 nt
Organism: Bufo gargarizans (Asiatic toad)
Lineage: Eukaryota; Metazoa; Chordata; Amphibia; Anura; Bufonidae
Product: proline-rich protein 36-like
Exons: 2
Source: RefSeq, a predicted model, not a curated record
UCCACACCUCUUGUCCAUCUGCCGGCCCUCGUGCACCACCACGACUCACCCAUCUGCCGGCCCUUGUCCACACCUCUCGCCCAUCUGCCAGCCCUCGUGCACCACCACGACUCACCCAUCUGCCGGCCCUUGUCCACACCUCUCGCCCAUCUGCCAGCCCUCGUGCACCACCACGACUCGCCCAUCUGCGGCCCUCGUGCACACCUCUCAUCCAUCUGCAGGCCAUCGUCCACCCCGACUCGCCCAUCAGCCGGCCCUAGUCCACCCCUACUCGUCCAUCUGCCGGCACUCGUCCACCACAACUCAUCCAUCUGCCGGCCCUUGUCCACCCCUCUCGUCCACCACGACUCGCCCAUCUGCCAGCCCUCGUGCACACCUCUCAUCCAUCUGCAGGCCAUCGUCCACCCCGACUCGUCCACCUGCCGGCACUCGUCCACCACAACUCAUCCAUCUGCCGGCCCUUGUCCACCCCUCUCGCCCAUCUGCCGGCCCUCGUGUACCACCACGACUCGCCCAUCUGCCAGCCCUCGUGCACCACCACGACUCGCCCAUCUGCCAGCCCUUGUCCCCCACAACAUGUCCAUCUGCCGGCCCUUGUCCACACCUCUCAUCCAUCUGCAGGCCAUCGUCCACCCCGACUCGCCCAUCAGCCGGCCCUAG